AUGAUUUUACAAGUGAGGGAACGCAUUUAUGUGUUUGACAUUAAUGACAAAGGCCGGCGGCCUCGCCGAACCCCUCGCCGAGUAAAAAAAACGAACUUCGUGGGCAUUUCGCCGCUCAAGGAGCUGACCAAUGUGAAAACGCCGACGGACCGGCCGUUCAGGGUGUCCAUUGAGGGUAACAUCGGGGCGGGAAAAUCGACUUUAAUCAGGUACUUUCAAGGGAUGGAGGGCAUCGAGACCUAUGCGGAGCCGAUUGAUUGGUGGAGGAACGUAGAUGGUCAUAACCUCCUGGAGCUGCUUUACACCGAUAUACACCAAUGGCUGAAGGUUUUCCAGAGUUACGUGCAAUUUACUCGGUUGAGCAUACAGACUACGCCGCCGAAGAACAGCAGCACCACAGUGCAAAUGUUCGAAAGAUCAGUACAAAACAACCGCUUCUGUUUCAUGGAACAAGCGUACGCGAACGGGUACCUGCACUCGGCAGACUACGCCGUCCUGGACCAGUGGUACCGUUGGAUCAGGGCCAACGUCGACAUCAGCCUGGACCUGAUCGUUUACCUGCGCAGCAGCCCGGACGUGGUCUACGAAAGGGUGAAAAAGAGGGCGAGGCCGGAAGAGGCGGGACUCAGCCUGGAGUAUUUGAAACAGUUGCACGACAGUCACGAGCAAUGGCUGAUGACCGACGACGAUCGUUUUAAUACGAUUCCGGUGCUGGUGUUGGACGCCGAUAAGACUUUGGAGGAGAUCGUCGAGCAGUACAAGAAGAACGAGAAUAAAAUAUUGGGUUAUGAGAAGAAAGGAAUCGAAAAAGUGAAGCCCGAGGAGAAAGAAAAAGUGAAAAAAACCCUGGAUUUAUAGGAAUUAGGUUGUAAAGUAAUCCUUAGAGAGAGUAAUUAAGUUUAAAAUGCACCACAUAUGUAUAAAUAGUAUAUUUUAAUAUUUAAAUAGAGUGGAAGUGAACGUUCACCAAAUCCAAGACGUCCAAUUCCUAUUCUUUACCUUCGUGGAUUCACCCGAGGCGGUUUUAGUACGAACUUUUAAUGGUUGUAGAUUUAGCGUAAAAAUUUUACUAAAAAUCCUUUAUGCGUGGCCCGGGGACUCGUAUCACUGAAAAAGUCUGUAAUUGUCUUUUUUUAAAGGGUGUCCCAAUAAGAGCGCACGUUUUAAUUGGUAAAUAAAAGUCAUAAUUUAUUUUAAA
Molecule: messenger RNA, 1198 nt
Organism: Anthonomus grandis grandis
Lineage: Eukaryota; Metazoa; Arthropoda; Insecta; Coleoptera; Curculionidae
Product: deoxynucleoside kinase-like
Exons: 5
Coding region: 1-858 (285 amino acids)
Cellular component (GO): mitochondrion; cytoplasm
Molecular function (GO): deoxynucleoside kinase activity
Source: RefSeq, a predicted model, not a curated record